This is a messenger RNA of Nothobranchius furzeri (turquoise killifish), 1825 nucleotides long. RefSeq names its product iroquois homeobox 1b (gene irx1b). Lineage: Eukaryota; Metazoa; Chordata; Actinopteri; Cyprinodontiformes; Nothobranchiidae. The record is from RefSeq and is a predicted model, not a curated record. Gene Ontology annotation, biological process: cell development; neuron differentiation; regulation of transcription by RNA polymerase II. Gene Ontology annotation, molecular function: DNA-binding transcription factor activity, RNA polymerase II-specific; RNA polymerase II cis-regulatory region sequence-specific DNA binding. Gene Ontology annotation, cellular component: nucleus.
GCGGACACGCUUGGCAGUUUCCAACAGAAAAAGGGGGGUAAUCUUGUACUCUUUUAGACAGCUCCCCCCUUCCUUCGAUCGUCUUUUUUCUGUGGAUUUCUACUUUUUCCCUUGAAAGUUUUUAUGCUGUUAGUUUUACUUUAAGGGAGAUUUUUGCCGCGCACGUUUUCCGGACAUGUCUUUCCCUCAGCUGGGGUUCCCCCAGUUUCUCGGUAACUCCCAUGAGGUGUACGGGAGCGAGCGGCCGGCCUCUGCCCGGGAGCGAGGCACCGAGGGCGGCGUGAGCUCCGCUUCAGCUGCCGCGGCUGUCGGAUCUAUGUUGGGGAUGUACGGAAGCCCGUGGGCUCAGAACUACAGCGCUUUCCUGCCGUACAGCGGAGCCGCAGACCUCGCCCUCAUAUCCCAGAUGGGCCCCCAGUACGAGCUGAAGGAGAGUCCGGGCUCCCACCCAGCCUCGUUGCCGGUGCAUGCCGCUCAGAGUUUCUACCCAUACGGCCAGUAUCCCUACGGAGACCCGUCCCGAGCCAAGACGGCCACCAGGGAGACCACCAGCACCCUGAAGGCCUGGCUGCAGGAGCACCAGAAGAACCCCUACCCCACCAAAGGCGAAAAGAUCAUGCUCGCCAUCAUCACAAGGAUGACCCUCACACAGGUAUCGACUUGGUUCGCAAACGCGCGCAGACGCCUAAAAAAGGAGAACAAGGUGACGUGGGGCCGCAGCGCAGAGGACCGAGACGGGCGCAUCUUCAGCAGCGACAACGAGGACGAUCACGGCAAGAACGGGAGCGACGACGAGGACGAAGAGGAGGAGAUAGAUUUGGAAACUGUCGACAUCGACAGGCCCGAGGAGCAGCGAGCAGUGGAGCAGGACUCCGGGAGAGGGGAGGGGGAGACGGGCCUGUCCGUCCUGGUGCAGGCCUCGGAGUCCCGGAGCUCGGAGAGCAGUCGGACGCUUUCUGUGGAGGCGGGGGGAGUCAAGCUGGCGGUGGAGCGUUCUCCGGGCAUGCAGGAAUGUCAGAGAGCGCCGCAAAGCAAACCGAAAAUCUGGUCUCUGGCUGAGACCGCCACGGCCCCAGACAGCUCGCACAAAUCUCCCCACGCGGCCUACGCGCAACACGCGGCUUUGGCCUCCGCCAGCCACCCGGCCUUACUCCCGGGUCACGGAAUAUACACGUGUCAGAUCGGUAAACUGCACAGCUGGGCCAACGCGGCUCUGUUGAACGCCAACUCCAUCCUGAACAUGAGAUCUCUCUUUGGCGGAGCGCCGGCCGGACACCUGCCUCUCCAAGGUGCGGUGCCGGCUGCGCGUCAGGCUGCAGCCGCUGGCGCGUCGGGGACAGAGGACGACAGUGACGUAGAGUCCACGGGAAGCUUGAGUCCAAAAAGAGAAGAUGAGGAUCGGGACCGCAGGCCUGAGUCCAUGAGGUCUCCCUUCCAGCUGAUAACUGAAAGACCUCACCAUGGAACAGCACCGCAGCGAGUUCUCACAACACCAUUAUGAGAAGAUGAAGAAAAAAAAACUUUUAUCACAAAAAGAAGAAAAUAUAAUUUUAUUUAAUGCAACAGUUAAAUGAAGGUUAUUUUUUCUGAAUGGGCGACCAGUCAUAGUAUUAGCUUCUACAUGCAAACAGGUGGUUGUUUUCAUCCCAGAUCUGCUUGUAUCUCUCUCUUUUACGUGUUUUCUGUUGUUUUCUUCUGUUUUUCUUCAGAUAUUCUGUUGUGAAUGGAAACUUUUAAAAUUGUAAAUACAGGAUAUGAAUUUGUCUUCAAAGAAUAUAUUUUUGUGAACAAAAUAAAUGUCGAUAUAAUCAUUUAUUACUGAAAA